AUGGCAAUAUUGCAUAGAACUCGCUCAAUGUCAAAAAAAUUAGAAACUACAACAUUAAUCUCAAGGGAAGGAGGUAGCGCAAAAAUUGAUCAAGCUCCACAGGAUCCUGACAAGGCUACCAUCUUACCUGUUAAAAAAUAUAAGACCGUCGAACAUUUAAAGGCUUACCCAUUAGUACAACAAACUAAUUUAAUCCUAAAUGAAGUAGCCGGUACUAGAAUGAUUAUCGGUAAUGUUAAACCAGUCAUCAAUAAUAUAAGAGAAUCAAAAACUGUCGAAAUGUUAUCUCCAGUAACCGACUUUGUUGAUACAAUUAUUGAUUCAAGUUUACAUGCUACUGAAAUAGUCGUUCCUUCUUUGAAAACUAAAACUUAUCAAAGAUUAGGUGAAGAAGCCAUGAUCCCAUGUAACUACGUCAGCAGAUACAGUACUACAUUAACUGAAAAAACUACUGGACUUGUUAAAUCGAAUGUUUACACUCCACUUCACAGUCAAUUAUUAAAAUGGAGAAGAUUUUAUAAUAAACAUGUAAUUGACACAGACGAAAGACCAUUGAUUAGAAGUACAUUUGACCCAAUUGUAUCUCCAAUCAAUGAUUACGUAGAAAUUCUAGGUGAUAAAUAUUUACCAGAUAAAGAUAGAGUUGUUAGAGAUGACUUCUGUUGUGAAAUUGAUAGAUCAGUCCUUUUGUUAUUAAAUAUUAGUCACAAAGGUUUACAUGCAUUGUACAAGGAUGUUUUGGAAACUUCGAUGCUUCCUUGUAACUACGUUGCUCAUGCAAACAAGAUGUGGAAUGAUGAAUUAGACAAAAUUGAAACUAUGGAUGUAAAAUCUUCUUUUGCCGCUACUAACAAAGCCAUUUCAAGAUUAGGUAAAGAAGCUACUGAAUAUUUCAGUAAAUCCAACAAACCUCAAGCUCAAACCCAACCUUCUGAACCUGCUAAAGUUUAA
This is a messenger RNA of Vanderwaltozyma polyspora DSM 70294, 951 nucleotides long. RefSeq names its product Sps4p (gene SPS4). NCBI's taxonomy places the organism in Eukaryota, Fungi, Ascomycota, Saccharomycetes, Saccharomycetales, Saccharomycetaceae. The coding region runs from base 1 to 951 and encodes 316 amino acids. The transcript has a single exon. The record is from RefSeq and is a predicted model, not a curated record.